This is a messenger RNA of Hyla sarda, 9221 nucleotides long. It is a transcript of the gene EPG5, whose product is annotated as ectopic P-granules 5 autophagy tethering factor. Gene Ontology annotation, cellular component: cytoplasm. Bases 116 to 7807 code for a protein of 2563 amino acids. Gene Ontology annotation, biological process: autophagosome maturation. The record is from RefSeq and is a predicted model, not a curated record. NCBI's taxonomy places the organism in Eukaryota, Metazoa, Chordata, Amphibia, Anura, Hylidae. The transcript has 45 exons.
CCCUCCCUCCCACCUCCUCCUCAGCGCUUGAGAUUAUGUCCGUGUUUACGGGCUCUACCACAGAGAAGUCCGCAGCCCCGGCAGUCGUCACCCAACUCAGCGACCCCGCACCGGUAUGGCUGAGGCGGUGAGGCCCCGUAAGUCCAAGAGCAGGACGAAGCAUGACAAGACAAAGAAGAAGCAGCAAAGCCUUGUGGAGAUAAGACCAGAGAAGCAUCUGGUGUUAGAGCAAGAGAGCGAUGUCCUUAAAGUAUUUGAAUCUUCUCAUAAGCAGAAAGUGAAUAAUGAACUUCCUGAUAAUUUUAUAGAAAUUCAGCUGAAUGAUGAAACCUCCACAGCGGAUACUAAAAGACUAAGCAGCUUGUCUGUGGCGGACAUCUCCAUUGCAAAUGAAGACAACUCAAAGGACAAAAAGGAGGCCACAAAACCUGGCAGUGAGGAGUUGGAUUCUGGAGGAGCAGAGGCCAAUGAUAGCGUUCCCUGCGCUACUGAGAGCGGUGACGUACUGUCCAUAAAGACAAAAUGUGCUGGACCCUCACCCUCUGUAGGUGAGAAGCACCCUGCAGAGACUCCCACUGUUCAUCCAGCUGUCCUGUCCCUCAAGGACCUCGAUAGAUUGAACAACCCGCAUUUUGUGGAAGCCAAAGAGAUAUUGCAUUUGUCCAAGGUUAAAUCCAUCUACCCGGAGCUGCCGCUGGAGGCGGUUGAGCACACGAGAGAUGUGGCGACCAUCAAACCUCUGGUUCCUAGUGAGCGGCUCUAUCCUGAGCUCCCGCAGCAGAACAAGCCCAUUCCUUUUGCUAGGGAGCAACUCAAGAUAUUUGAGCCGUGCUCCUGGAUAGAGAACGUGGACUCCUUCACUGAGGAGUUUGAGAGGAUCGCUCACCAGGACAGGCACGAGUUCCAUGAACUUCUCAUGAAUUAUGGUCGGUGCAGGAAGCAGCUCCUUUUGGCUGAAGCCAAGCUCCAGAUCAUGAUCUCUGACUGGAAGAAUAUUAAGAGCAAAGUGUGGGACUUCAAGGAGGAGCACAUGACUGUACAGGGACUUUGUGAAGAUCAGGCGAAAGUCGUCGGAUAUCACCACUAUCAGACGGCGGAAAUCAACACCUCAGCAUUAGCGGACCUGAAGAGACUCUUUGAGCUGAAGUCAGACCACCUACACCAGACAUUUGCCCUGCACUCGUACACAUCAGUCCUGUCCCGCCUGCAGGUUGAGUCUUAUAUCUACGGACUGGUAAACAACUCACCUUUCCUGAAAUCAGUAGCGGUGUACCAUCCGGACCACGCCCCUCAGAAAGUGGAAGGGUCUCACUCCGAUCUGAUCCUGCUGAAGGAGUGUAUCAGUGUCCUGUUCAGCUUUACAAGGAGAGUUAUAGAAGACACACAGUUCCAGAACGAUAUUCUGCUCUGGCUUCAGAAGCUGGUGUCUGUGCUACUGAAGGUUGGAUGUCUUGGGGACCACCUGUUCCUCUUGAAUCAUGUCCUGCGCUGUCCAGCCGGGGUUAAUAAAUGGGCCACCCCAUUUGUUCAAGUCCGAGUCUUGCACAACCCGGCUGGCGUGUUUCACUUUAUGCAGCAGCUGGCGGUUCUCAUGUGUCCCAUAAGAAAUCGAGCAGACUUCCUUUGCCAUAUGAAACCCAAUGAAAGAAAGUGUUCUUCAGGAAAAGAGUCCGGAAACUGGACUUUGGUGGAUGAAGGUGGUGAGGAGGAUGAAGAUCCAGAGACAAGUUGGAUGCUAUUGUCUGAGGAUGACCUCAUCUCCCUUUUGGGACAGUUCCCUUUUCAUGAACUUUUUAAGAAUGUUCUUGGAUUUACCUCUAGAGGGGAAUAUUAUCCUGAGAAAACCACUCCCCAGGAAAUGAUGAAGAUUUUUGCCUUUGCCAAUUCUUUACUUGAGCUUUUGGCCCUCGGAUUAGAGACCUUCAACAGGGCACGGUAUCGACAGUUCGUGAAACGGAUCGGAUGCAUCAUACGGAUGACCCUGUGUUACAUCAGUGACCACUGGGCUCUGUACCUGAGCAGUAACCGUGGCAGAGAACAGAGCUCAGAGCUCUACUCCCUGGGGAAGCUACAGGCCAUAUAUGAUGAGCUCUUCCUGACCGCUGUCCUCCAUGUCCUCAAGGCAAAGAGAUUGGGCAUUUGGCUUUUCAUGUCCGAGAUGCCAUAUGGAACCUUGUCAAGCGUCAUGCUGUGGAAGCUCUUGUAUAUCAUGCACUAUGCUGAGAGCAAGGACGUGGAGAACCUAUAUUCGAGGAUAGAUGUGGCCACCUGCCAAUCCACGUUGAAUGAUCCUGUGAACCGAGAAAAAUUUGAGGAGUAUUUUUCUACAAUGAACAGCUCUGAAGGAAUCUGUCUCCUGACCACGUUUGCUCAGAUGGCACAAACCAAGCGGAAUGAAGUUGAUGAGGAGCUGGUGAACACCAUUGCAUUAGAAAUUUAUGAGGUUUCCUAUGUCAGUAUGUCUACGAGAGAAGCGUUUUCUAAAGUGGGUCGGGAGCUUCUUGCCACUAUUACUAGUGCACACUCUAGUAUCAUAUCUGUGCUCCUGCAGCGUGUACGGGAAACCAUUGAUAAAGUUGGGAUGGUAUCCCUAUACCUAUUUAAAGAAUUGCCACUACAUCAAUGGAGACCAAGUGCCUCAGAAAUAGGAGUCAUCAGGGACUGGCUGAUCAAUUACGACCUGUCUGUGGUGGAGAACAAACUGGCCUGCAUUAUCCUGGAGGGUCUGAACUGGGGCAUCAGUGACACGAAAACUCUGCAUCUGGAUCACACCCUACAUGUGGAGGUGGCACUCAUGGUCCUGGAAGCAUAUCAGAAACACAUCUCUGACAAACCCUACACUGGGGUCAUCUCUGAGAGCAUUAAGCAGGUGUCCUACUUGGCCAGCAUAGUCCGAACUGGACAGUCUCCUGAAGCCUCCUUCAACCAGUGGUCCUGGGAUUUGGUAUUGAGGCUUAAAUUGCACAGAAACGACCGUCCAGAGCAGAUCUGUGAUGCUGUUCCUGAUCUGACGGAAGCCAAUGUCCUGCACCCCGUGUUGAAGGCUGUGAAAUCUGGGGUCCCUAUAGGCUGUUACAUCGCUCUGGCUACUGCUUCAGUGGGACACAGUGUAGAUAAGUUUUGUGUGGAGGGUGUGACCAUGCUGGGUGAACUAAUACAAGCAAGACAUCUCCGUGCUGUGGUUCAUAUUCUGGAUAAAAUUUUACCCAUGUUUUAUCCAUGUCCAAGCUAUCUUCUGAAAAAUGAACUGUUUUUGUCCUACAUUCAGCUCUUUCUCCAGCUGGACAGUGGGGUCCCUCAGGGAAUGACCAUGCAGAUGACCCAUAAAGUUACCCAACACCUUACCUCUAUCAACUACGGAGAGAAUGUUAAACUUCUUACCAACAUGAUCCAGUCACAUAUAGAUGCUAGCAUUAAACCAAAUGAAGUAGGCGCAGUGGCGGUUCUGGAGUUCUGGACUCAGGUUCUCAUAAGCCAGCAACUUUGGCACCGGGACAAAGGCAGCCUGCACCUCAUGGACCAGCUGUGUAAAGUAGCAUUCAGGCACCUGCAAGAAGACUGUAUACAGAAAUUGCUCUACCAGCAGCACAAGGAUGCACUGGGUUAUCACUGUGAUCGAGGUAUACUCUCUUCAUUUGUUGGCUGGAUUGUCGCAGGCAAUGUGACUCCUUCUUUCAUAGAUGCCAACUACAACCCCUCACAGAUCUGGUUUUCAUGGACCGUGCUUAAUACAGAGUCUUUGUUUGAAGAGGAUUCACAGCUACGUCGAGUGCUGGAAUAUGAACUACUCAACAGCAAGUCUAUGAGUCCAGACCAAGCUCUAAAGAAAGCCCAGCAACAGCUGAAGUUACCGGUUGUGCCUUCUGUACAGAGGUUGAUGAUUUACCGCUGGGCUCACCAGGCUAUGGCCACACCAGCAGAUCACCCCCUUUUACCUCUAUUUUGGCAGAAAUUUUUCCUUCUAUAUCUGAACCGCCCAGGACCACAAUACGGAUUACCAGUAGAGGGAUGUAUCGGGAAGAGGUUCUUCAGCAGCUCAGCACACACGCAUCUCCUUAAACAGAUGAAACGUCGCCUUAUGGAAGUGGCAGAUUUCCACCAUUCAGCCAGCAAAGCGCUGAGAUUACUUGUCCCCAUGGACGGAUCCCCAGUUUUCUCUGAUUCAGGGAGCAGCUCACAAGACUGUAUGGCUCCUCCAGAUCUGCACAAAGAGCUUGUGAAGUUAUUUAAUGUUUUUAUUGUGUGGCUGGAAGAUGGCAAGAUGCAGAAAGGAGAAGUCUAUAUUCCAUCCCUGCCCAAGCAGUAUGACCCACAUCGAUUGGCUAAGGUUAUGCGAAAUGAGCAGGAUCUCUGGAUGGAGUUCAUAAAUAUGGAGCGCAUCAUAUUUGAGAUCCAGGACUGCGUCAAUGCAUGGAACCAAAUCAAGGUAGAGAUGGACACAAGUUUGCUGACACCAGCUGUUACUGUGGACCUACCAUCUCCCUCAGCAGCUGCUAAAGAGAGAAUCCUUCUGAAUUUAAAGAAGCAUCCUGCCCCUUGCCCGGGCAUCACCUUGCAGCUUAUGAAACCACCUGUUCCUGUUAUACCAACUUCAUGUUAUAUCAACAGCCAGGAUGCCAUGAAACUUGUUCACAAAGAUCUGACUGUUCUGCAGCAGCAUGCCAAAACUGCUUCUAUGCGUGAGUCCCAGCAAGUAGCUUUGGACAGUGAGAUGCUUGAUACUAUUCCAAAACUGUACGUCAAUAGAGAGGAGCAGAUAGAAAUGAAAAUAGAGUGUCGGGGAAACUUAAAUAAGACGUGCAGCGGACCUGCAGUGGUUACAGUCAAGUUUGAAGGAAUGCAGAUGGAAGAAGCCAUAAGUCAACAACUUCAUGUUCUGCGGAGAGAGAUGAAGCAAUUACAAGCCGAAGCCACCAAGCCAACUCAGCUUAACAUCAUAGAAACUGCAGUCCAUCUGGAGAACUUCAUAACGGCUCUUGUCAAUGCAUAUAAAGUGCAGUCUCCACUAGAGAUACAGAAGAUUGGAAUUGGAACCUUCUUUGCUGUGGUUGAAUUUGUGUGCGAUGAUACUCAGCGCCAUCCUCCAUCCCGGCAGUUCUUCACCUCCUGCAUAGAAAUAUUGGGACAGGUGUUUAUAAGUGGAACCCAGUCUGAAUGUCGGCCAGUGCUGCAUACUAUAUUACAGAAUAGGAGGUUGUGUAAUCUGCUGUCACCAUAUUUUACCCCAGCCGCCUCUCCUGGAGAAUUUGUACAAUUGUACGAAAAAGUGGUGGAAGCCAUUUCUGAAGACAAUAGCGAUGUGAUCUUUAUGCUGCUAACUAAGUUUGAUCUUAACCACUGGCUUAAUUCUGCAAAACCCUCCAUGCCUGAGCGAAGCAAACUGCUGGAAUCCGUGCACCUGGCUCUGACCCUUUGUGGUCUGACACCUGAUGAGGAUCUGCUGAUGCCUUUUAAUAUAUUCUGCAAACAUUGGAACUCCAUCCUGCGCUACCAGUUCCCCGACCAUUACAGUGACUGCCUGAGACUACUCAUGCAGAGUUCCUCUGAGCAGCUGCUAAGCCCAGAAUGCUGGAGAGCAUCUCUGAAGUCCGUGGGAUGUUACUCCCGAAGAGUCCUGCCAAACUCCAUCAAAAUGGAUUCCAAAGAAUCCCUCAUCUUUCCAAACUGCACUAACAAAAUGAUGCUGUCGGCAGAGCAGGUUCUGGAGACUAUUAAGUGGCUUUCAGACUUUUUCAGAAAGUUACGUGUUUCUAAGUCAGAUUUUCAGAGCUUCGGUUUGCUGUCAAAAUGGAGUCCGUAUAUCCCCGAGGUGAAGACCUUCAUGGAAUAUCUGGUGAAGAGUCACAUCGAUUACGAGGUUCUCAGUAUCAAACAAGAAACAAUGGGAAGUCCCACAGUGGAGGCAGUGUUGAAAUCCCUUCAUUCAGUAGUCACGGAGCUCUUCAAGCCCUGGAUAAUGGUCCUAGACAAAGAGGAAAGCAGUAACCAGCGCUGCUAUCCCUGGCUGGAAAGUGAUAGUCACAAUGCCGUCAUAUUGGUCCAGCUGUUUUGCGAUUGUAUUUUGACACUGCACCAGAAAUUUCAGGAUCACCUUCUGCCUGGCCAGCGGGGGGUACUGUGGUUACAUCUAAUGCACUACUGCGAGUCCUGCACUGCUCCCAUGCACCCAGAAUAUAUCCUGUAUACCUAUCACACAGAGUACAGUAAGCUGCCCUGGAAGGACAUGUAUCCAGAUCAGACACUGAUGGAAGAGUUUUUCAAGGUGGAGCGCGGGAGCCCAAAGAGCUGUUUCCUCUUUUUAGGGGGUUUAUUAUGUGAUGUAAAUUGGAUGAAUGUCCUGGCCGAUGCCUGGGGUCCCAUUCCUCGUCCAGAAACCCAUCGCAUGCUGGUUUGCCUCCUGUAUAUGCUGGUUUUUCUCACCAAAGAGGAGAAGCUCAUAGAUGAACCGGGGGCGCCACUGAUUAAUCUCUUAGGGCAGGCUGGCACAUUGUCCUGGCACCUGGUGGAUGCUGUAUCCUACCAGAAUGUCAUAGGGUAUUUCAGCAGCCAUUACCCUCCCUCUGUAAUCCUGAGCACACACCUGGCAGAUGAGCUGCUCCUGAAGCUUCUCCGUGUCUCUGCAGGCCUUUCCGCUUUCCCAGACUGCAGUGUUUAUUCUGACGUGACUCCUAAAUGCCGAAUCUACAUUCAGCAGAUGGUCCAGUUUAUGGGCUCUUUGGAACAGAAUGGCAAAAUCAGCAUUUCUGCUCUAGAACAAGAGAUGUCUAAACUGCUGGACGAUAUUGUAAUUUUCAGCCCUCCAGAUCUGGAGGUCCAGAAGCGUCACAUGGCUUUGAGCAGUUUGUUCAUGGAGCUUUUAAUGGUCAUGAACAACGCGAGUGUGACCACCGCUGAGUCCCUGCGCGGGGCCCUGCUGAAGUGGAUUGAUAGCAAAGUGCAAGGCAUGUUAGUCAUGCCCCUCCUAACAGCAGCCUGUCAGAGCUUGGCAUCUAUAAAGCAUAUGGCAGAGACGACUGAAGCUUGUAUACUGACAUACUUCAAGGAUGCUGCUGUGAACUGUCCACUGUCAAGAGAGUCUUUGCACACUCAGAACCCAGGCUGGGGACCUAUCCUGGCAUCCUUGCAGGUGCCAGAACUUACUACUGAGGAGUUUCUCCAGGAAUGCCUUACCCUUGGCAGUUACCUGACGCUUCACGUGUAUGUGCUGCAAUGUCUGAACCGAGAACAGACCCUCGCCAAUGAGCUGCGGAUGCUGGUCAAAAUCUCCAAGUGGAUUGAGCAGGUGCAGCCAAGCUCUGUGAAUGAGGAACCCAAACUCUUCCUGUGGUUCCAUAAAGCUCUGCAGUUGUCCCUGAUUCAGGUAGAACAGAAUGACACCGAAGUAACCGAGAACGUUCUGCGGAUCCUGCUCUCAGUCCAGACUCGACUAAGCCUUCUGAGUGAGGAAAGAAUGUCGACCGGGAUCCUGGGGGCUAUUGGCCUUGGAAGAAAGUCUCCGUUCUCAGCCAGAUUUCGGAUUAUCUCUCGCAGUCUAGCAGCCUUUAUUUUAGCCCAGAUUCCUGCUGAAAAUCAAGUGCGCCUUAAGGCAGGGUCUGGCCUUCAUCUGUCACAAAAAGCUCAACAGGCAUUAAGUGCCGUGGAGUCCUUAACCUCAAGUAAACAGUAUGUGGAUUUCCAGGAGCAGAUCUCGCAGGCUGUUCAGUUCAUCCGGUACCCAGGCCACUGUCUUCAGGACGGGAACACGCUGCUAGCCCUCCUCAUCAACUCACUAUACCCAGAAGUGCAUUAUCUGAAUAUUAUCCGAUAACCUGGGAAGAGCCCGUAUCUGGGACACUCUCUUUUUUUCUUAAUGCUUUUCCCCCCAUUCCUCGUUUUAGUGACACUCCCCUCGUAUUUCAUGUUUUUAGAACAAAAGUUAUGUAUUAAUGUUUAUAUGUGUGCAAGGCGGCAGCAAAGAUAAUCCAGGUGUUGAGUCUGUGGAAGCAGCAAGGAGAUCGUGAGAUGAGUAGAAAGGGUUCUGUCAUGGUUAUGAUAGAAAAUUAUGAAGAAUGUUCUAGCAUGCACUGCCUUAGGGUCUCUCCACCCAAAUUUAUUUUUUAGAAAAAUCUGAUUAAUAAUGCAGGUUAGAAAAAUCUGAUUAAUAAUGCAGGAUGAGAUUGUAAUGACAAGGUAUGACUGCUGCCAGGCCACUUUUUUCCUUCUUUUAGUAUGACAACUAUGUUAUGUCUGAAAGUCCCAUGGCUAAGGCAGUGUUUCCCAACCAUUGUGCCUCCAGCUCUUGCAAAACUACAACUCCCAGCAUGCCCGUAUAGCCUUCGGUUGUCCGGGCAUGCUAGAGAUUGAAGUUUUGCAACAGCUGGAGGCACGCUGGUUAAGAAACAGUGGCCUAGGGAUUCAGUGCCCUAACAAUCAUGAUGCUUUAUAUGCAGUCUGUCUCAUUCCAGGCUCUUUUCUAUCACUUUUUGCCUUAUUAAGGAGAUUUUAACUGAUAUAAAGGGGAGAGGGAGAAAAACGUGGAUUAAUGUACAAAUCCGUCUCCCCAUUUAGAACCAUUAGGUUCAGUAUUAAAGUCAUUAUAUACUUGUCCAUAAGGAAUGGGAAAAUCUAUAUUGACAUUUUACUUUUGACCACAGGGGGGCAGUAUUAUAGUAUUUAUAUACAUGCGCUUGCGGGGGGAAGUAUUACAGUAAGUAGUGGUGCUGCAAGAAAGAUACUCACCUUAGUGGAAAAGUGACAACCUGCUUGGGGCAGUUGUCACUUCCUUUCCUUUACUUCUCUUGGCAGCAUUUGUCCCUAGGGGGCAACAAUGAGCACAGGAGAACACUUAAUCAGUGCUCCAUCCUGAGGCAUGAUGGAAGGCACAUAGAAAAUAUAAAAGUAUAUGUAGAACAAAAAUAUUUAUUUCCUCUUAAUUUAAGGAGAAUUUACCGCACCACUGAUGUAAAUAUCAGAGUUGCCCUUUAUAUGUGCGUAUAUAGUUCUUUAUUAUUAAAGGGUACCUCUCAUCAAAAAAACUUUUGAUAUAUUAUAGAUUAAUGUGUGCAGAAUAACUUUACAAUUGCAUGUUAUUAAAAAAUAUGCUUCUUUCUAUUUAAUUUUCCACUUUGAAGAAAUGACCACUAGGGGUCUCCCUACCAGUCCUGGCAGCAAGCAUUUCAGACUCAUGCUGGAGUCCUAAACACUACGAGCUGCCAGUCUGCUUUGUUCACAAAGGAGAACAC